AUGCUGAGCAAUAUCGCCGGACCGGUCGGGAUGCAUCCGGACCCAGCUGGCGGCGUCAGGACACGCAUUUUGACGGCUGAAGAAGACGUUUCCACAGAUUCAUGGAGCGCCGGUGCGGGGUGCAUGCAUAGCGUCGAAGUUGGAAAUUAUCGCACGUAUGUUCCUUGUCGAUGGCCAGAUGAUGGCGAGAUUGAAGAGAGCUUCAAAAACAUUUACCAGGUUAACCAUGGCGUUCGGCUCCACUUGCGCGUGCAUUGCAUGCCAGCGAAUGUUGACAGAAUACUCAUAUCCUCUCGGACUUUUCGGCCAAUGUUGACCAAGAUGACCCGAGGACAUUUGCAGUCGCGCGGUGCAACACCAGCUGAGGACCAAAAUCCAUUCCAGGAGUAUCCGGACACAACCUUCUCGUCGCAUAACCUGUUUUGGCGCAUCUCUGGCCACCUACUGCAUGCAAUUCAGACUACAAUUCAGACUACAAUUCAGACUACAAUUCAGACUACAAUUCAGAUUUCAGGGACACUGUUUCCUCGAAGCCGCUUAUCCGCUUUUUUUCACCAAUUAUUUUUCGCACCCUACCUUGCAUUGAACAAGCCUCCGCAUCCGCACGAUACCGCGGUUGAGAUCAAACUUUUCCGGGGAUGCGACCCCUGCCUUUACGACAGCCCCCAAACUGCGAAGGAACCACAAUAUCCAGGCUGA
This is a messenger RNA of Lindgomyces ingoldianus, 699 nucleotides long. RefSeq lists its product as uncharacterized. The transcript is spliced from 5 exons. Lineage: Eukaryota; Fungi; Ascomycota; Dothideomycetes; Pleosporales; Lindgomycetaceae. The record is from RefSeq and is a predicted model, not a curated record. Bases 1 to 699 code for a protein of 232 amino acids.